AGUGUCACAUGAUCCUUCAGAAAUCAUUCUAAUAUGCUGAUCUGCUUCACAAGAAAAGGGUUAAAACGUUUUAAAAUUUUACUAAUUCAGUGGCCCUAGAAAGACACUUACAUCACACUUCAAAAUUUCUGAAUGUUAUCAGAUACAAAAUACCACAGCAGUUUUAAAGAAAGUUACAUGACUGGUAAACAGGGACGGUAAAUCAUAAACCAUGUCUUGUGUUUUUGACGCAGGCCCAGCAUGAGCACCAACAGCACCGUCUCGUUCCUGCUGACGUCUGACAAAGACAUCGGUGAGCUGCUGAUGCUGAGCUUACACUGGGAGAAAGACUCAUAUCUCUACGGCUUCUUCAGCACCAAUCAGUUCAUGAUCCGCAAAAUGAGGAUCAAAUCUGGAGAAACACAGUCCAGGCUAAUGUUCAGACCCAAAGAUGGAGAAUUUGGUUCACUGGUUCAGGGUGGAGACGCUGUGGUGUUUGUGAAGUCCAGCGAAGAGCAGGAGAGCAGGAGAGAGCAGAGGCAGCACAGACUGAAACAUCACGGGAGCUUCUUCAAACAGAGCAUCAACGAAGCAACCGCAGACAUGAGUAAAUAUGAUCAAUCAACAGAGAUCAUGACAGAAACCACCGCGCAGGUCAACACUACAAACGCUUUGUGAUUUCAUUAAUGCCAUCUGCACCGGAUAUACUGUAUCUGAACAUUUUCAUUCGAUGUGAAGUUGGGCUUGUGAAUUUCACAAACUUCCAGCCAGUGUUGGGGAAAGUUACUUUUAAAAGUAAUGCAUUACAAUAUUGCGCCACUCCAUAAAAA
Molecule: messenger RNA, 809 nt
Organism: Sinocyclocheilus grahami
Lineage: Eukaryota; Metazoa; Chordata; Actinopteri; Cypriniformes; Cyprinidae
Product: lipoprotein lipase-like
Exons: 3
Coding region: 241-657 (138 amino acids)
Molecular function (GO): protein binding
Source: RefSeq, a predicted model, not a curated record